Molecule: messenger RNA, 475 nt
Organism: Cantharellus anzutake
Lineage: Eukaryota; Fungi; Basidiomycota; Agaricomycetes; Cantharellales; Hydnaceae
Exons: 2
Coding region: 15-230 (71 amino acids)
Source: RefSeq, a predicted model, not a curated record
UGAAUAUAUUUCGCAUGACCAAAAUAACAACUACACUGGCGCCCAUUGCAUUGUUGCUUCGGCAUGCUCUAGGUGUCCUGCGCUUCCACCAGCUGGCUGCUUCCAGCAUGGUUCUUUUCCAUUUCAACGCCACUGUGCCGUUCCGCACAACGCAAUUUUUCCCAAUAGGCGUCGAUCACGCGGACUGCAAUACAACUUCGAAGGCAAUGCUGGUCCUAGGACUGGGCUGAUCUCCGCUAUGUAUUGUUGAUACAUAUGCGAGUCCUUUGGCCAACUGGAUUCUGCUUCGCCGCCGACGAAACAUUUCUGCGAUAGCAAGCAUCAUUAGAGUAAUAUACAAUGAUCCAACCUGGACUGCCAGCAGGCUUGCAAGAGAAGGGACGUCUAGCACGCUAUCAUCGACGUUGCGUGGGGGACGAGAUGAGGGCAAGUGCGUUUGUCAUAUCGGUGGACGUAGUUUAGUACACAAUGCGCA